AUGCCCACGAAGCCCCGCCGCCGACGUCCAAGGCUAAAGCCAGCAACUUCGAUCCCACAGUCUGAGCAUGAAUCCCGAACUCUCGCUUCCGCGUUCGCAAGUCUACGAUUGCCUGAUAUACCAUUCCAAGCACAACACUAUAUUUUGAAAGCCUUGCAGUGUCGUUUAGAGCAAUGUGGGUUCGAAUUCCUCCAGCGAUGUUCAUUGAGCCAGAUCCAACCACUUGAGUGGGGGUAUCCGGAGGAGAUGGAGUUACCCAAAUUCUUCGAAGUACUUCGAAAUUGCUUUGUGCUCUUGAACUCAAAAGCAAUCAUGAGCUGGAAGCAUAAAAUCACAGAAAUUCGCCAUGCCGCAGUUCACCGAGUUGCGCAAAACCGGCAUUCGAUUUGCAAAAAGCUUGACGCCGCCGUCGCGUUCGCGAAAAGCCUUGAGGAUUCUAAAUGUGCCGAAGAUAUCCGACUUUUCAAGUUGAGCUUAGAUGGCCUAUUAGCUGAUUUGGAUGCGCGUUCCAAACAGCUAAUGCCAUCCUCUGAGGCUGAGAAGAAGAUUCUUGUUGUUACCAGAAGCCGUCAAAAGAAUGGCUGA
Messenger RNA from Penicillium soppii, 585 nucleotides. RefSeq lists its product as uncharacterized. The record is from RefSeq and is a predicted model, not a curated record. The transcript is spliced from 3 exons. Lineage: Eukaryota; Fungi; Ascomycota; Eurotiomycetes; Eurotiales; Aspergillaceae. The coding region runs from base 1 to 585 and encodes 194 amino acids.